Molecule: messenger RNA, 1321 nt
Organism: Arabidopsis thaliana (thale cress)
Lineage: Eukaryota; Viridiplantae; Streptophyta; Magnoliopsida; Brassicales; Brassicaceae
Gene: ACD32.1
Product: alpha-crystallin domain 32.1
Exons: 7
Coding region: 243-1100 (285 amino acids)
Source: RefSeq, marked reviewed
CGCGUUUUGACAAAAAAAAUAUUGAACCAAAAAAGAAAAAUGUUUUCCAAUAAAAACGAGUCGUUGUCAUUUCUUGUCCGUUUCCGGAAGAAAAUAUCUUUUAAUCUUCAAGCAGAUAUUUUCGAAUCCAGCGCGCGAAGUUAAAGCCACUCAUUUGUUUCAUCGAUCCUACUUCCUCCUGUGUCACUGCAAUCACUCGCUCGUCCUUUUCUCUAUUUCUUCACCGAUCGAAUCAAUCAGAGAUGGAGCAUGAAUCUAUCACCGCUCGACGCAGGCUCGCUGCCUUCGCCGCUCACUUCCCGGCAACCAGUUACGAUUCCGCCUCCACCGCAUCUCUCGUCCCCUUGAACUGCAGCAGCAGUUUGAACACUGUCAUCCAAAGGUGUGACAACAAAAUCUCUUUUGCCCGGCAAGCAUCAUCUGAACAGGGCUUUUUUAUGAGGCCAGCUUCACCCGAUGAUGUCCUUGAGAACUUAGGUAUGAAUUUGAAGAACACUGUCGUUAGAAGGGGUGACAACAGGCUGUAUUUUGCUCGGCAAGCAUCUUCUGCACAAGGUUUUUUUAUGAGACAGGCUUCGACUAAUGAGAGGACCAUACCACAUGAUGCUGCUGCAUCUACCAAGUUUUCUGCUACCAAAACAACUGGCUUCGAUUCUUCUUCACCUGCGUACGCUGCACCACACUUUUCUAAGCCUGCAAAAGAGGACAUCUUUUUUCCUUCUUUAUCACCAAAUCUGCAAAAGGAAAGGCCUAAGCUUGAUCUUCCUAAGUUAGCCAAUUUAGGUACUGUUUGGUCUCCCAGAUCGAAUGUUGCUGAAUCGACACACAGCUAUGUUGUGGCAAUAGAGCUACCAGGAGCCAGUAUCAAUGAUAUAAGAGUGGAGGUUGACAACACAAACUUGACUGUGACAGGUAGACGCACAUCUAUCUGUCAAAAAGUUGAUGCAGGCACCAAAGCUUCGAUCCUUGGAUAUCAUAAGCAAGAAAUACUACAAGGACCAUUCAAAGUUUCCUGGCCACUCCCCAGCAAUGUGAACAAGGAUAAUGUUUCCGCUGAAUUUAUGGAUGGGAUUCUGAGAAUAGUAAUUCCAAAGCUUUGAGGGUUCAUCGUUCUGAAACCAUAUAUAGAUACGGUAAACAUUGUGUGUGAUAUAGCAGUUUGUGUGGAAAAGAAAAAUAUCAAAUCAUGAAGAAAGUUUGGUCUUUUAUGUAAAAUAGUUUGGUCUUUUAUAUAUCACAGAUUGUAGACAGGCAUUACUCAAAGUGAAGCCAUGUAAACAAUCCAUAAAUAUAUAAAAAUAAAAUCUUCAUUACUACUACC